AUGUUGAAGGACACGGUCGGGCCGUUUGCUGCUGACGACUCUCGGAUGUCGCUGGAAAAGAAGCUGGCCUCGCUGAGCUUUAAGACCCUGGAGGACAAUGCAUCCGGGGAGACAAGCGCUACGGAACAAGAGAAGGGAGGCAUUGGUGGUAAAGACGCGCCGCCUGCGGAAUCCCGUGUGGAUCCUGAGGAAGAAGAAGAAGAGGACGAGAUACCGGAUGAUGGUUAUUUGAGUGAUGACCCAGAGGAGAGGCUGGAUCCGGUCCGUGCUGGGGAGAUUGCGGCUCUGGCUGGCUACACACUUACCCUGCUGAUCCCGGUGGAGUUUGACAAGGAAGUCCCGCGCACGAUGGACACAAUGGCGGAGUUGCUGGUUGUCUGGAAGAAGGCGCUGUCCCCGCACGCGCAGAAGACAACGAAGAUGCAGACCUUGCUGCCAGCCUACCUGUCGAAGAAGCGCUUCGGGAGGAUGCAGGUUACCUUUCACGAAGCUGCGGAUGCGAACUACGUCUGGUGCAGGCGAGUGGAGCACAUUUGCGCGGACGGGAAAACUAAGUUGGUGCUGAGCUGGCAGCACUCGGAGAACCCGCUUUAUAUCAAGGAGCGCGCGCAGAACCCGGGGGCAGUUGAAGUCCUGCUGAAGGAAGUUCCAGCGGAAAUCUCGCCGGAUAUGAUUUACAAGUUCUUGGUUACCACGCCGCUGGAGAAGCGAGGUGACACGCAUAAGAUAAAGGGGUUGGUGAAAGUCCACCAGGGGGAUAAGUAUCGAUCUGGAACGCUGACAGCCGACUCCCACCCUCCGUGA
Messenger RNA from Closterium sp. Naga37s-1, 804 nucleotides. Lineage: Eukaryota; Viridiplantae; Streptophyta; Zygnematophyceae; Desmidiales; Closteriaceae. The record is from the annotation of a GenBank genome assembly.